AUGUUGCUGCUGACCCUGCUUGCUGGAUAUUUGAGCUUAUGCUGGACACAAUCAAGUGAGUAGACGGGCAGAAAUCUCCAGAAUCUAUAAUGAAAAUCCUCUUAAAAAAUGUGCGGUGUGAUUUAAUUCAAGAAUUUUAAAUGUGUCUGUGUGCCCCCUCCUCCUACAGCAUAUUACCCCGACUUUAGCAAAGAGACAACCCUCGUGUCUCCAUUUGUGGAGUCAAUAGAGCCAACACCAUCCCUCCCAAUGACUCCCUCAACAGGCACCAGUAAGAACAGUAAGAGCUUUUAGGAUAAAAUCAAACUUUGAUCCUAACAUGAUCAAAAUGACUGAGUGUUUCUUUUUAUUUGUCAAGCCGUCAUAGUGGUCCUUCGUGUGGCUGUUCGAUCCACUUUGGAGGACCUAAAUGAAACAACAGUUGCUUCAGCCCUGAACCAGGUCACUCACUAAUCUUACAAGUAUUCAUGUCUUCAUGUAUCUUACUAUCAAAUUAUGCAUCUUACUUCAGUGAAAACAAUCUAAAUAAACAAAUACAAUGUUGAAUGAUUAAAUGUGUUGAGCUCUGCUGCUGUUGACAGUACAGUCACAUGAACCUGCUUCUUAUCCGUUUAAAGCUUGUCAUGUCUUCCAGAUCAUAGGGGUGAUCCAGGAGAACUUUCCAGGUCUGGACCAUAAGGUGGAGUUGAAGAAAAUCACCCGAGUGUGA
Messenger RNA from Xyrichtys novacula (pearly razorfish), 709 nucleotides. The record is from the annotation of a GenBank genome assembly. NCBI's taxonomy places the organism in Eukaryota, Metazoa, Chordata, Actinopteri, Labriformes, Labridae.